GUGCGAUGGCACUACUGCCUAAGGAGGCAGAACGAUUCGAUGGGCUAUCUCUGCUAUACUGGACCGUCAUGGGGCCUCACGGCAUCAACCGGGCCAUCGAGAGACUGGAGUUCUGCGACUGCAAGAAAGGACUGGGGGUGAAGAUCAUCGGUGGCUACAGAGAGCAGACACGUGAGGAGUUUGGGAUCUUCAUCAAGCGGGUGUUACCGGGAGGACUGGCUGCUCAGGAUGGGAGGCUUAGAACGGGCGACCUCAUUUUGGAAGUCAAUAAUAUGAGUUUAGGAGGUGUAACCAACGAGAGGGCGGUGGAUAUCCUCCGGUCAGCGUCAGCCUCCAAUCACAUGUCUCUGAUGGCUGCCAGGGACGAUGAAAGCAGGCGGGAGUUCAUUGAGUUGAUGAACAAGUAUGGCUCCCACAGCAGUUUUAAAGGAAGCUCAGGGAGGGUCUCCCCUACACAGCUCUCUACAGGAGGCAAGACAGACACGGCCUCCUCCUCUUCCUCCUCCAGAUCUACCAGUCCCACCAGCCAGCUCUUCAGUCCUAAAGAGGGGGUCACAGGACCUCCCUAUACCACUGCCCCCCCCUAUACUGACAGCAUCAUUCAGUUGAUAUGCAUCUCAAAGGGAACAGGCCUGGGCCUCAUCAUCAAGGGCGGAGCGAACCGAGCCGAGGGACCAAUGGUGUUGAUUCAGGAAAUAGUGCCUGGAGGAGACUGCCAGAGGGAUGGUAGACUACAGCCAGGAGACCAGCUGGUAUCGAUUAAUAAGGAGUCGUUAAUCGGAGUGACUUAUGAGGAGGCUCGAAGCGUCCUGACACGCACCAAACUCAGACCAGACCCUACGGUGGAGAUAGCAUUUAUGAGACACAGGACUUCCACCAGUUCUGCUUCCUCCAGCAGUGGCCCCCAGAGUCCUUUCACCCCACAGGGCGCAGCCAGUGGAGGCUCCUCAGUGCCCCCCACCAGGAGAGGGACCCUGGCUGUACUGGGGGCCCUGCCUCCCCCUCGGUCACUGCUCCAGCACAGGAGAACCACGCUCCCUGCAGCCCUGCCUGGAGCUCCCCUGGUGAUGCCCAAGAUCACCUCCACCCUCAACCCCGCCAGCGAGACCCUGCCUUCUGUCAACCUUAGCCAGGUGCGAAUGAGGACAGAACAGACGUGUGUCUCCUCCCCUCCUCAGAGUCCCAGCACCACAGACGCCAAGCCUGAAUCCUCCACUGUAUGGCAGCCAGUCAGCAGUCUCGUACCACAAAGGAAGUGCUCCCUCAGCUCCAUCUGUCGCCUCAAACUGGAGAGGCUGGAGCAGGCUCUGGAUGCAUUGGGACUGAAUCCUACAGAGGCACAGAGACAGACGUUGAGGGCCAGACUACAAACAGACCCUGCUGGGACAGUGGCCUACGCAGACUUUGAGACGCUGACGCGGGAGCUGUUCAAGCUACAGUUUGAGGAGUCAGAGGUGGGAGGUCAGAGGUUAAAGUUCGUGUCAGAAGACCUCUCCAGCCUCCUAGAGUCACCCACCAAAUCACAGUCUUCACUGUCUGACUCUGAUGACCUAGAGGAGAUGGAGAGACUGAGGAAGGACCACAUUGAGGCUCUGAGAGAAAUCAAGAAACUACAGGAGCAGUUGGCAGAGUCCGAGAGACUUCAACUGCAGAUGCAGGGAGAGCUGAACAAUGUCAAACAGGAGGUCAAGUCUGGAGUGGAGGAGAGCCGUGCACUGCGGAGCAGGAUCCACCUGUCUGAGGCGGCCCAGAAGCAGGCCAGAGGGAUGGAGAUUGAUUAUGAGGAGGUGAUCCAUCUCCUGGAGGCGGAGAUAGCGGAGCUCCAGACCCAGAGGACAGAGCAGCCCGGCCAGUCCAGCCAGGUGCAGGAUGAGACAGAGGAACUGAAGAAGAGAGUGGCCGUUCUGGAGUGUCAACUAAGGAAGAACGAGGAGGCCAAAAAGGGUUUGGAGGUGUCCGUGGGUAAACUGCUCAACUUCGUGGAGAAUGUCCAAGACUUCCUCAUUGAAAAUCAAGGACCUGUGAAGAGCUUCAGCUCCGGUGACAUGAAGGCUGGAGCUUCCUCUCAGCUCCUGGGAGCCCGGGUGGGGAAGAAGUCCCAGUGGACGGCCGCAACACUAACCGCAGAGGCUAAAGAACUCACACGGACUGUUAGCGCCAUUCUGGAGGUGGAGUGUUGUAAUUGAAUGGAGUUGCCUUGGAAUUGAAAGAGUCCCCAUUCUGUCUAUCCAGGAACUUUUCUUAGACUUGCGUCAUACUUACAUCAAACUUACAUAAGAUAAUAAUAAUAUAUACCAUUUAGCAGACAGCUUUAUCCAAAGCGACUUAGUCAUGUUUGUAUACCUUUUGUACGUAUGGGUGGCCUCAGGAGUCAAACCCACAAUCCUGGCGUUGCAAGCUCUUCAAUCUAUGCUGCUCAAACUCAACUCUGGACCUCCAAGCCAGUUCCACUGCAUUUUUUCAUGAGAAAGAAACAAUCAGGGACUGAUUUAGACCUGGACACCAGGUGGGUGCAAUUAAUUAUCAGGUAGAACAGAAAACCAGGAGGCUCCAGACCUCGUCGGGUCAGAGUUGAAUACCCCUGCUCUAUACCCGAUAAAGCAUACAAGACCACCACAUCAUACACUUUAUACAAAGUCCUUGUUUAUGUCCAGUAUUGUUUAUACUGUAUAUUGUAUCCUCAGCAAUAAAUGGUUUCUACAGAACACUUGCUGUCUGCUAUUUGGGGUGGCGGGGUAGCCUAGUGGUUAGAGUGUUGGACUAGUAACUGGAAGGUUGCGAGUUCAAACCCCCGAGCUGACAAGGUGCAAAUCUGUCGUUCUGCCCCUGAACAGGCAGUUAACCCACUGUUCCCAGGCCGUCAUUGAAAAUAAGAAUUUGUUCUUAACUGACUUGCCUGGUUAAAUAAAGCUAAAAAAUAAUAAAUAAAAAUAAAGGGGUGGUUGGGGUUUAGGGUAAUAGCACCCACAGUUAGCCUGAGGUGUCAUAAAACCUUUGUAAUCUGUUAAUAAUUGAUGUAUAUUUACAGACAAAUGUUUAGUUAGCUCUUGGAAUUCUAUAUAACAGUACAGAACUGUAAAGUGCAAUACAUUAUGGGGGCUCAAUGGUAUUCCGCUAUUAGCUACAUAGGUUGGCAAGUAGCCUAGUGCUUAAGAGCGUUGGGCCAGUAACCGAAAGGUUAGCCGAUUUGGUGGAAAAUCUGUCUGCCUGUAAGUCGCUCUGGAUAAGUGCGUCUGCUAUAUGACAAACAUGUAAAUGUUGCUAUUCCAAACACAAUGUGCAGGUAGGCAGACAUACCUAACCCCCUCUUUGUAACUAAUCAGUAGGAUUGCAAAAUUCCUGGAACUUUUAUAAAAAUUCCCUAGUUUUCCCAAAAUCCUGGUUGGAGGAUUCCCGGAAUCUGGGAAAAAGCAUGAAAUCCAGAAUACUCCAACCAGGCAUUCUGGAAAACCAGGGAAGUUCCUGGAAUUUUACAACCCUACUAAUCAAACACUUAGUCAAUCACAUUGAUUUAGCAUUGUUACAUGUUAUAUUUAUAAUACUGUUAUUCAACCAUUUCAUUUGCUUUGAAAACUGUCAAAAUAAAAUAAAAAUCUGA
Oncorhynchus masou masou (cherry salmon) is the source of this 3598-nucleotide messenger RNA. RefSeq names its product syntaxin-binding protein 4-like. The transcript has 21 exons. Gene Ontology annotation, molecular function: syntaxin binding. Gene Ontology annotation, cellular component: cytoplasmic vesicle. Bases 6 to 2186 code for a protein of 726 amino acids. Gene Ontology annotation, biological process: regulation of insulin secretion involved in cellular response to glucose stimulus; insulin receptor signaling pathway. Lineage: Eukaryota; Metazoa; Chordata; Actinopteri; Salmoniformes; Salmonidae. The record is from RefSeq and is a predicted model, not a curated record.